AUGCCUUCUCCAGCGUCUUACAAGCCUGCCGACCCCCCCGACUCGCCUUCCGCCGACUCCGACUCCGAUCUCGAAAUCGAUCUCGAGGAGCUUGACCCAAAGACUACCUCCCAACCCCGGAGAUCCGGCCUGCUAGGCCAGAACCAAGAAACCGCAGAGCAGAGAGCACCGAGAAUAGCUUUGCGCAAUCUUCGUAUGGGUGGUCUGCGACGGGUUGGCAACCGGACACGGGGGUAUGGAGAGCUCGGCCACGGCCGGGAUGGGCUGGACGAUGAUGGACGAGGUCUCCUCGGCGACGCCGAUGGUCCUUCCUCCAGCCACUCUGAUGGUAGACCCAGCGAUGGAGAUGACGCCCCUUUACUGAACGAGGGAGGGCACCGGAGGCGGCGAUCUUUUGCUCAGGACAGGCUGCAGAAUUUGAGGAGUGGCUUGCGACUACCGAGCUUCAUGUCAUCCGCCAGCGCGCGUGACAUUGACGACAGCGACAAUGAGCAGGACAAGGAAGACAACGACCCCUCUUCCUCGAGACUUGUCGCCGUGGGCUCACCCCGGUCAAAACGAUUCCCGCCAAAUCUCGUAUCCAACGCCAAAUACACGGCCUUCUCCUUCCUGCCGGUGACACUCUACAACGAGUUCUCGUUCUUCUUUAAUAUGUACUUUCUCCUCGUCGCACUCUCACAGGCCAUCCCGCAGCUUCGAAUAGGCUAUCUGUCUACUUACAUUGCACCCCUGGCAUUCGUGCUGGUCAUCACCCUUGGCAAGGAAGCAUACGACGACAUCGAGAGAAGGAAACGGGACAAUGAAGCCAAUGCCGAAGCAUAUACCGUGCUUCAGUUUAACGAGCCUGACAAUUCCGCGCAGAGAUAUCGUCCGCAGAAAAAGUUGAAAUCGGCGUCUCUGCACAAGGGUCAAAAACGACAAGCUCCGGAGAGGGACCGACUGUCAGAUAUCCAAGAGGAAGAGGAGCAAGCCGAGGGUGACGGUGUCCGCAGGCAUCCCGCCUCCUCGGUAGUUGAGAUCGCCAAGAAGUCGCGAGACCUCAAGGUCGGCGAUGUGCUGAAGCUGGCCAAAGGCCAAAGAGUCCCUGCCGAUGUCAUCAUCUUGAAGUGCAUCGCCCAAGACACCGCUCAUGCUGCGGCUGCCGCCGUUGAAGAGCCACAACAGCAAAGCGAGCCUCUUCUACUUGACCAUGUUGAAGAAGAAGCGGUUAGUACAUCGCAAGCCGGCAAGGGCAAGGAGACACAAUCUCCUAGCGAUGAUCACGCUGGGCCCAGUGGGGAAGUCUUCAUUAGAACAGAUCAACUGGACGGUGAGACAGACUGGAAGCUGCGUCUUGCUUCGCCGCUCUCACAGAAACUACCAAACGAAGAGCUUGUUCGACUGCGCGUCACUGGAGGCAAGCCGGAUAAAAAGGUGAACGAGUUUGUCGGCACGAUUGAGCUCCUCUCCUCGAGAGAAGAUGCUAUGAACAAUGCCGCAAGCCUCCCGACUCACGAUGACCAGUCCAACACAGCCCCCUUGUCCAUUGACAACACCGCGUGGGCGAACACCAUCAUAGCUUCGCACGCAUCUGCUUUGGCAAUGAUCAUAUACACGGGCCCCCAGACCCGAUCUGCUCUGUCGACUGCACCCUCAAGAUCCAAAACGGGUCUUCUAGAAUACGAGAUCAACUCUCUUACUAAGAUCCUCUGUGCAUUGACCUUGGCACUCUCAGUCAUCUUGGUCGCACUAGAGGGUUUCGGCAACACGGAAGGCAACGUGUGGUACGUCAAGAUCAUGCGUUUUCUCGUGCUAUUCUCGACCAUCGUGCCCAUCAGUCUGCGAGUCAACCUAGAUCUGGGCAAGAGUGUCUACUCGUGGUUCAUACAAAGAGAUCCCGGAAUACCAGGGGCAGUCGUGCGCACUAGCACUAUUCCGGAGGACCUUGGGCGGAUUGAAUACCUGCUGAGCGACAAGACCGGCACCCUUACGCAGAACGAGAUGGAGAUGAAGAAGAUCCACGUCGGCACCGUGUCCUAUGCUAAUGAGGCCAUGGACGAGGUCGUCAGUUAUAUCAAGCAGGGGUUUCACAUCCCACCGUCUACGGACCCAUCGAGCAAUACCGCCUUGGUCACACCGUCUUCAAUUACAACCACGGCCAGUGCCGGGGUGACGAGGCAACGUCGCGAGAUCGGUUCUCGCGUUCGAGAUGUCGUCCUGGCUCUGGCGCUCUGCCAUAAUGUCACACCAACGGUGGAUGAGGAGGAUGGCCAGAUGGUCACCUCGUAUCAGGCAUCCUCCCCUGACGAGAUCGCCAUUGUCAAGUGGACCGAAGCCGUCGGUCUGCGGCUGGCCUAUCGAGAUCGGAAGGGAAUGAUCCUGGAGUCACCAGAGACCGGUAGGCCUGUUGUGCAGGUCAGGAUCCUUGAUGUCUUCCCUUUCACUUCAGAAGGCAAGCGAAUGGGUAUCAUCGUCCAAUUCUGCCAACGAACCACAGAGACCAACCCCCCUCUGAGCAAUGGCGAAAUUUGGUUCUACCAAAAGGGUGCUGACACAGUCAUGGGCGCGAUUGUCGCCUCAAAUGAUUGGCUUGACGAGGAAACGUCAAAUAUGGCACGGGAGGGCUUGAGAACCUUGGUCGUCGGCCGCAAGAAGCUCUCCCCUCAGCAGUACCAGGAAUUCUCCUCCAGCUACCAGGAGGCGUCGCUUGCGAUCGCCGGCCGCGAUGCGGGCAUGCAGCGCGUUGUGUCGCAAUACUUGGAGAACGACCUGGAGCUGCUGGGCGUGACUGGGGUCGAAGAUAAGCUCCAGCGGGACGUCAAGCCCUCCCUGGAACUCCUCCGCAAUGCCGGCAUCAAGAUUUGGAUGUUGACUGGUGACAAGGUGGAGACGGCGCGCUGUGUGGCCGUGAGCUCCAAGCUGGUGGCCCGCGGUCAGUACAUCUACACCGUUGCGAAGCUGAAGAGGAAAGACAAUGCCCAAGACCAUCUUGACUUCCUCCGUACCAAGACCGACUCUUGCCUUCUCAUAGACGGUGAGAGUCUCGCCCUGUUCUUGACGCACUUCCGCACCGAGUUUAUCUCGGUGGCGGUUCAGCUGCCCACGGUCGUUGCCUGCCGAUGCUCGCCCACUCAGAAGGCUGAGGUAGCCAAGCUGAUCAAGGAGUACACGAAGAAGCGCGUCUGCUGUAUUGGGGACGGCGGCAACGAUGUAUCCAUGAUCCAGGCAGCUGAUGUCGGCGUGGGUAUCGUCGGCAAGGAGGGACGACAGGCCUCCCUGGCCGCCGACUUCUCCAUCGAGCAGUUCCACCACCUGACCAAGCUGCUCGUGUGGCACGGCAGGAACAGCUACAAGCGCAGCGCCAAGCUCGCCCAGUUUGUCAUCCACCGUGGCCUCAUUAUCGCCGUGUGCCAGACCAUGUACAGCAUCGCCAUCAAGUUCGAGCCCGAGGGCCUGUACAAGGACUGGCUGCUCGUCGGCUACGCGACGGUCUACACGGCCAUGCCCGUGCUCUCGCUCGUGCUCGACAAGGACGUCGACGAGAACGUGGCGAACCUGUACCCGGAGCUCUACAAGGAGCUCACCCUGGGCCGGUCGCUGUCCUACCGCACUUUCUUCAUCUGGGUCCUGGUCUCCAUCUACCAGGGCGGUAUGAUCCAGGGCCUGUCGCAGAUCUUCACCGAGGUCGACAGCAAGCGCAUGGUGACGGUCAGCUACACGGUCCUCGUGCUGAACGAGCUGCUCAUGGUGGCCAUCGAGAUCACGACCUGGCACCCGGUUAUGAUCAUAUGUAUCGUUGGCACGUUCCUCCUCUUUGCUGGAUCUGUGCCAUUCCUCGGGGGGUAUUUCGACCUUGAGUUCGUUAUUAGUUGGUAA
Messenger RNA from Thyridium curvatum, 3855 nucleotides. RefSeq lists its product as uncharacterized. Gene Ontology annotation, cellular component: trans-Golgi network; plasma membrane; endosome. The transcript has a single exon. The record is from RefSeq and is a predicted model, not a curated record. NCBI's taxonomy places the organism in Eukaryota, Fungi, Ascomycota, Sordariomycetes, Thyridiales, Thyridiaceae. The coding region runs from base 1 to 3855 and encodes 1284 amino acids. Gene Ontology annotation, molecular function: ATP binding; ATP hydrolysis activity; magnesium ion binding. Gene Ontology annotation, biological process: endocytosis; phospholipid translocation; retrograde vesicle-mediated transport, Golgi to endoplasmic reticulum.